This is a messenger RNA of Vidua macroura (Pin-tailed whydah), 4712 nucleotides long. It is a transcript of the gene EFCC1, whose product is annotated as EF-hand and coiled-coil domain containing 1. The coding region runs from base 53 to 1876 and encodes 607 amino acids. The transcript is spliced from 8 exons. Gene Ontology annotation, molecular function: calcium ion binding. NCBI's taxonomy places the organism in Eukaryota, Metazoa, Chordata, Aves, Passeriformes, Viduidae. The record is from RefSeq and is a predicted model, not a curated record.
GCCGGGCGGGCGCCCGGGAUGCUCGGGCAGCGCCGCGGGCCGGGCGGGCGCGAUGGAGCCGCCUGAGGGCUGGGACCCCUACGGGCGGCCGGCCCGGCGCACGCAGUGGCUGGUCAGCGCCCUGGCCUACCACUACGGGCUGGACCGCGGCGUGGAGAACGAGAUCGUCGUGCUGGCCACCGGCCUGGACCAGUACCUGCAGGAGAUCUUCCACCACCUGGACUGCGCCGGGGCGGGCCGCAUCCCCGGCGAGGACUUCCGCACGCUGUGCCAGGUGCUGGGGCUGGAGGAGACGGCGGAGCCCGAGGAGUGCGCGGGGCUGUGGGACGGGCUCUCGGCCGAGCUCACCUUCCGCCAGUUCCACGCGCGGCUCUGCGGCCACUUCAGCACCCGCACGGGGCCGCGGCUGCCGCUGGGCCGGGAGAGCGAGCACAUCGAGACGCAGAUCCGCCUGCGCAGCCCCCGCCGCCGCCGCCGCGCCGACCGCGGAGCCGCGGGCAGUGCCGAGCGGCGGCCGCCGGGGCCCUGCUCCCGAGAGUGCUACGAAGAGAUCGUGGCGCUGGAGCAGGCCGAGGACCGCAUCGCCAAGCUGGAGGAGGAGAACGGCAGCCUGCGGGAGCUGGUGGAGGACAUGCGCGCCGCCCUGCAGAGCAGCGAUGCGCGGUGCCUGGCGCUGCAGGUGGGGCUGCGGAAGAGCCAUGCCAGCCAUACAGAAGAAGGAUCCUGCUUCGUAGGGAGUAAGAGACCAUUAACACAGAAGCACUCCCAGAGCAAGUGCCUCCAAAGUGUCCUGGAGGAAAUGGAGCUCAUCCGGAGCUCCAGGGAUGGGCAGAUUGAAGAAGCCAUCAGGUUCAAUCAGGAGCUGGAGAAGGAGCUGAAGAGCUCUCAGGAAGCUCUGGUCAGCCUGGAAGAUUGCAACCGUAACCUGAAGAGGGAGCAGGCAGAGAUGAGGAGGAAGGUGGAAGAGGCCAGACAUGCUGUCCUGAACAGUCUUGGCAAAGUGAAGGAGCUGGAAGUGAGAGCGAACGAGGUGCCACAUCUGCAAAUAUACAUCCAGCAGCUGGAGUCACAACUGCAGCACUACAGGUCGGAACUGCAGCGAUGCCAGCUUGCCCAGCAGAGCAGCCCCGAGCAGCAGCAGCAGCAGCAGGAGGGAGCAGCCGUGCCCGCGGGCACCCGCGGAGCGUCCGUGGCACCGCCGGGCACCGCCGACCACGCAGAGGAGCAGCUCUUCCGCUCCGUGGAGGGCCAGGCUGCCUCGGACGAGGAGGAGGAGAAGUGGGCAGGGGACCGGGCUCCCCAGCUGGGCCACGCGAAGAAGAUCCUGGCCAAGCUCCCUUGCUGUGGCAGUGGAUGUGAUGAAAAGACGUGGAGAAAGCUGCUGUCCUACCUGGAGACCACCAGCACUGACGGGCAGGACCCUGUGGAGCUCUCGGGGAGAAUCUCCCCCCUCACAGAGCAGCCAGAACUCAAGGGCCACCAAGAGAAAAAACUGGAAAUAAGCAUGGAAGAGAUGAAAGGCCCCUGGCUCGGGGAGCUGCAGCAGAAGGUGGAGGAGACAGAAGUGCUGAAGAUGGAGCUGCAGAUGUUGGAGACAGAGAGGGUUCGGCUGUCCCUGGUGGAAGAGAAGCUCCUGGAUGUUCUGCAGCUUCUCCAGCAACUCCGAGACUUGAACAUAUCGAAGCGAGCCUUGGGGAAAAUCCUGCUGAGCACUUUGGAAUCCUACCGUGACCCCCAGCCUGGCAAAGCCCAGCUGUUUGAAGUGCUGGACACCCUUCAGCAGGAGCUGGCAGCCUGUGAACUGUUGCACAAGCAGCCCAUGGAGCAGGCACAGAGCCCACGGUCCCUGUCCAACCCCCUGGUGAUCUCCUGCUGAGCCCAGCCUGCCCCAGGACAGCUGGAAGGAGGAAUGAGGGACAUUUGUCCAGCUCAGCCACGCCUGGACUGGCCAGGAGCGAGGAGUGACCCAAGGGAAGAGCACCAGCCCUGGGCUGGGCACAGCCCUGCCUUACCUGGACUGCAAAGCCCAGCCCUGGGGUGCCCCUGGGACUGGGUGGCACCCAGCUGUGCCCACCACACCCACCUGGCCCACACGGAUUUACAGCUCUGGAAAGCUGGGACUGGGUGGCACCCAGCUGUGCCCACCACACCCACCUGACCCACAGGGAUUUAAGCCCUGGCUAUGCAGGGGCUGGGCACAGUUUGCAGCCUUUGUGGAAGCCCCAGUCCAAAGCCAAGGCAGCCUGUGCUGUCCCUGGAUUUGUUGUCCCUUACCCUACAGGUAACAAACUGAAUGAUAAACACACCCAGGAGUGUGUGCCAGCAGUGCAGCUUUUAAGGGCUCUGUGUUUCUCACUCAGUUACUCACUUUAUUUAACUCUGAAGCUAGAUUUUUUUAUUGCUCUGCUGAAUUUUAUAUUUGCAAUUAUAGAGAUGCCUUAGGAAUAUGCAGCAGCCUUUCCUAACAACAGUCAGAUUUUACAUAAGAAGUUAAAUUUAAGUGCUUGAAGAAGGUCCAAAGCAAUCUUGUUCCCAGGCUCUCAGGGAAAGGAAGGGCUGAAAAAUUCACUUUGCUGUCAUUCUGUGUUAGCAAACAACUCGUGCAGUGCACAAGUGAGUUCUAAAGUUUAAUUUCCCUCAGUGCAGCUGCAGAGACACAAAAUUAGGCCCCACAUGGAAGCCAGUUAAUGUAAAGUGCUGGGCCUAAUUGUGGUGCCAUGGGAUGUUUUAAUCAGCAAUAAAAUAAUUCCUGGGGCAAAAAUAAUAAUAAUAAAAGAAAGGUUUCUUCCAAGGUGCUUUUGCUUUGUCAUUCACCUGCCAAACAGAGGCAGAAUUCCUAAAAGAGCCAGCUGAAUUUAUGUUACUGAAAAGAUGCACUGUGGAUCUUUUAAGAAUGUGAAAUGAUUUGCCUGAGAUAAUGCCAGUGAUGAAAUAAGAUCAUUCAACUGUACGUGUAUGGAUUUUUCCCAGGAGAAAGGUUUUUAUACAGGAAUGAGGUCCACAAUGCAAGGUGGGGAAUAAGAUUUCCAUUCCUUUCCAUUCAGAACACACUGUGUAGCUCACACACACCUCCACUGAAAAUUGUGGCCCCUUUGAGCCACAUUGGGAACAAAAAUUUGUAUUAUUUUAAUUUCAUUUUAAACGAGAAAAAAAAGUAUUAUGCAAACAAUGAAACAAACUCUGGUUUACCUCGUUGAGUUUUUUUUUUUUUUUUUUGUAUUUUGGGGUUUUUUUUUUGUGGUUUAGCAGAGGAAGAUUUUAAGAAUAGAUAUAUAUUGUUACUGUACAUUUUUCUUAAAGAUACAUUAGACAGGACAUAUAUACAUAGAACCCUCUAAGAAAGAAAACUGUCUCUUAAUGCUAAAUAUAUUACUAACAAAAUACCAGAGCAUAAUAUACUAUUUCUGAGUAUAUACUGAGGUACAUGCUACUAUUGUGUCCUACAGAAACAUCCUUCAGUUGUGCCACAGGUAAGAGUUUAAAUAAGCAGAAAUCAGAUCCCUGCUUGGUUUCAUUUGCUAAAAAUCACAUAAAGUAUCAGCUGGUGUUUUGUGCAGCUCUCUCAGACUUUCCCAGGAAUAUGGCAGAGGUGUAAAGAGGGAAAAUGCCAGGAAAUAAUGAAAUGAGCCUGACCUGUGUGUUCAGGAGCAGGAUUCUAAUGCAGGUACACACCUCAUUUACUGCAGGGUCCCUGCAGCAUUUGGGUUUGUCACCAUCUGGACCCUUUUUCCUGUUCCCAUGUCCCCCAAACCUGGCAGUCUAUUUCUCACAGACAUUGCAUUUCCUUAGAUCCCCACAAACUCACUUUUAGUUUAUUAAUUUUCUAUUAUACCCACAAACUGACCCUAAAAUGAAGCUUGGAUAUUUUCUCCCCUGACCUCCACCAUGAAGUUUUUGUUUUUUUUCCCACAAAACAAACUUUCAGAUUUGACUUCAUCUUCAAUGUCCCUUCCCCUCCCAACGCCCUCCUCACUUCUCAUUUGGCAAAUUUCUCCCUGGGGUAGCCUCUGAGGGGUUCACACUUCUAGCACAAAUGACAUUUUUCAAGGAGAGUUUCCUCCUCCCAUGAUUUUUUCAUUUAAUGGAGGCAUUAACUAUUAGUAAAUUAAAGUCCACCUGAUGUGUAAAUUUAUUUAAUAACUGUCCCAUUUAUUUAUGAAGUUCUCUCUGGAGUAUUUGGCAGUGAGAACUCAUCACAGAUGUUACUCUGAGUCACAGAAUUUUUGCAGCAGAUCAGAGUGGCCUUGUCCAGCCAGAGCUGCUCCGAGGGGUUCAGUGCAUCUGUGCACACUUUGGGAGCAAAAAACCCUGGAAUUCAAACUCUCCCCUUUCCUAUUACUGUCCUUGAUCUGUUACAUGGUGAUGGAAGGAGCUGGGAUUAGGAAGAAAGGAACAGUUUUAAAAUAAAAAUGGAAUAAAAUGGAAUUGCUCAGUGUGAGAGUGACACUAAACCUUCACAGGGUGCAUGUGACAUGUGGCAUUACCAGCCACAGGGAGGGCCUCUCUCAGAUUUAUAAUUUCAUGGAGUUUAAGACACUGAUUCCUUUAGUAUUUACACUGUCUUAUUUUCUUAAUAAUUUUAUGUAUAAUUCCCCAAAAUACAGAAGCUAUAGAGUAUAUUUCCUAGUGUGAAAUUAAAUUAAAAUAAUCCUUAUGUCCUUAAUUACACUUUACUUUCAAAAGACUGGGAUUUUCAGAGGUUUUGGGUUUCU